This is a messenger RNA of Dovyalis caffra, 822 nucleotides long. The record is from the annotation of a GenBank genome assembly. Lineage: Eukaryota; Viridiplantae; Streptophyta; Magnoliopsida; Malpighiales; Salicaceae.
AUGAGCUUUCUCCUUCUUGUUUCUCUCAUCAUUGUCUCAUGUUCACUCACCAUCUGCUUUGCUACGGAAUCUGAAGUUGAGGAUGAAGAUCAAUUUGCAUAUGUAGAAGGAACUGGAAAAGGACCAAAGAAGUGGGGAAAGAUUGACCCACAUUGGGAAGCUUGUGGUAAAGGACAAAUGCAGUCUCCUAUUGAUCUUCUUAACAGAAGGGUGCAAGUUUUUCCCAACUUAGGAAAGUUGCGUAGGGAUUACCAAGCAGCUCCUGCUGCCGUGAAGAAUAGGGGACAUGACUUUACAGUGAUUUGGAAAGGAGAUGCAGGAAAAAUUAAGAUUAAUGAUACUGAUUACCAACUGGAGCAAUGCCAUUGGCAUUCACCCUCAGAGCACACAUUCAAUGGUUCAAGGCACGACCUGGAGCUUCACCUUGUUCACUAUAGCUCUCAGGGAGGGACAGCUGUUAUUGCAAUUACUUACAAAUAUGGUCGGCCUGAUCGCUUUCUUACAAAGUUGUUCCGCCAUAUAACCCAUGUUGACCAUAAAGAGAGAGACGUGGGGAUUAUCAACCCAGGAGACAUCAAAUUUGGGAGCAGAAAAUAUUACAGAUAUGUUGGUUCUCUUACGACUCCUCCAUGCACUGAAGGUGUUGUUUGGACAAUAGUCAAGAAGGUCAGGACAGUCUCAAGGGAGCAAGUCAAAGCAUUAAGGGAUGCUGUUCACGAUGAAGAGAGUGAACUCACGGAAAUGUGUGGAGAAGAAGCUAGAACCAUGAUAACAAGUUUGUUGAUUCAGUACAUACAGUGCACAGCAGAUUUAGAUGAGUAG